GCGGCGUGAGGCUCAGACCCGGAUGUGACCACGUGACCGCAGAGGUUUAUUGUGAUGGUGCCGCUCCUUCUCCGGCUCCUUCUCCUCCUCCGCUGAACCGUUACAGUCGCGAUGGCCGCCCGGAAGCGAUGCCUCCCGGCCGCCAACGGGGCGCCGGACGUCCCGCCGCCGCCCGCCCGCAAGCAGCAGAUCCGGGCCGGCGGAGAGAGACACGUCGCCGCGCUGAUCCUCGCGAGGGGGGGAAGCAAAGGGAUCCAGCUGAAGAACAUCAAGACCCUGGCCGGGGUCCCGCUGCUCAACUGGGUGCUGCGAGCCGCCGGAGACUCCGGGGUGUUCCACAGUGUGUGGGUGUCGACGGACCACGACGAGAUCGAGAAAGUGGCCAAAUCCUGGGGUGCGAAGGUGCAUCGCCGGAGUCCAGAAGUCUCCAGGGACUCUUCCACGUCCUUGGAGACCAUUCAGGAGUUUGUGAGGCAGAACCCAGAGGUGGACGUGAUAUGCAACAUUCAGGCUACGUCCCCGUGUCUCCAUCCGUUCCACGUGAAGGAGGCCCUGGAGAUGAUCACGCAGCAGGACUACGACUCGGUCUUCUCCGUGGUCAGGAGACACCAGUUCCGCUGGCAGGAGGUCAAGAAAGAAUCUGGUGAGUUGACCAAGCCGCUCAACCUGGACCCAGCCAACCGGCCACGGCGUCAGGACUGGAACGGAGAGCUGUGUGAGAAUGGUUCCAUUUAUUUCACCACGAGAGAGCGGAUCAUGAAGGACGGACUUCUCCAGGGUGGGAAGGUCGGCUACUAUGAGAUGCUGCCAGAGUACAGUGUGGACAUCGACGUGGACAUCGACUGGCCUGUGGCAGAACAGCGAGUUCUCAGGUAUGGUUACUUCGGUCGGGUCACGCCGGAGGUGGUUAGUCUGAUGUUCUGCAACGUGUCCGGAUGUUUAACAGAAGGGAGGAUCUUUCUGUCUGUAUCCGGAGACGAGAUGGUGUCUAUUAAUACCAGAGACACCGCGGGCAUCCGGAUGCUCCAGAAGGAGGAAGUGGAGGUGAUGCUGUUGAUGUCCAGCGAGGACCCCGUGACCCAGAAGUUGGUUGACCAGUUGUCCAAGAGGACAGGCUGCAAAGUCCUCCAGGUGGGAGAGGAGCCGCUGAACGAUUUGAAAGUGAUCGUGGAGCAGAGGAAGCUGGAGUGGAAAGACGUGGCGUACAUGGGUAACGACAAAGCAGACGUCAACUGUCUGAACCUGGCGGGUUUGAGUGCGGUACCUGGAAACGCCCCAACGGUGGCCAUCAACGCUGCGAAGUACACCUGCCACGCAGCCGGGGGGAUGGGAUCCGUCCGGGAGUUUGCUGAACACAUUCUCCUUCAGAGAGAAAAAGCAAAGUCGAAGAUGGAGCAGGAUCGUAUCGACUGCAGCAAGAAAUGAGAAGUUUAAAAUCACUUAGUACUGAAAGGGUCAGUGCAGCUUAUGCACAUGUUAUAGAAGUAAUCAAACAAUACGUAUAUGCAUGAUAAGUAUUAAGAGAUUGUAUAAAAUGGUUAUCUAAUUUUAGAGUAGGAGUUACAGAGUUCAUAAAAACAUUUAGCUCAAGUCUCAAUGGAAACUUUCCGGCUCUUACGUACUUAACGUUCCAAAGUUAACCAACCUCGGUUUAUUGUCGUAGUCGGAGAAACCGAACUCUGAUGCAAACACCGGGAUCA
Hippoglossus stenolepis (Pacific halibut) is the source of this 1700-nucleotide messenger RNA. It is a transcript of the gene cmasa, whose product is annotated as cytidine monophosphate N-acetylneuraminic acid synthetase a. Lineage: Eukaryota; Metazoa; Chordata; Actinopteri; Pleuronectiformes; Pleuronectidae. The transcript has 8 exons. The coding region runs from base 112 to 1425 and encodes 437 amino acids. The record is from RefSeq and is a predicted model, not a curated record. Gene Ontology annotation, molecular function: N-acylneuraminate cytidylyltransferase activity.